This is a messenger RNA of Rubroshorea leprosula, 478 nucleotides long. The record is from the annotation of a GenBank genome assembly. NCBI's taxonomy places the organism in Eukaryota, Viridiplantae, Streptophyta, Magnoliopsida, Malvales, Dipterocarpaceae.
AAAAAAUAUUCCCUUCAGCAACACCAAAAUCUGUAUUAAUUUCUGUCAAGGUUCACAACAGGCAAAAGGAUAGAGAAAAAAUAAAACCAUGAAAUAGCAAAAUCUGGCUGGUACCUCAGAAAUCCUGAGGUCUUGGGGGUGAACAGGGACAGCAUGAAGAGACCGAUCACGGUGGGCUUCAUCAGAUGGGAAGGUAUGAGCUUUUGGUUCAGAACUUCAUGGGAUCACGGAAAGAUGCUGGCGGAGGGGUAAGGUGCAUAGUUCAAGGGAUCACCGGAGAAGCUGACCUAAUAUGCUGCGCUAUCAAUUAAUCCAACCUACGACGGAUCUGGCAGCUAUAUGUUCAUUUCUAGAAUGAUUUCGCGAAAUUUCUUAUCUGAAAUUUUAGAAUUGAAUUUUUCUUUAUUUGUUAUUUAUUAUUUUUUAUUAUUAUUAUUAUUUUUUGUUCUUUCUAACCAAUUAAAUCAGACUAUGGAUG